ACUGAGAACUUAUCUCUUUGUCCGAUAACGUGGACGACGGUUAUGAAUACUCUAAUUUAAAAUAAUUCAGCAAAUUUUGGAAAUCUUUACAGGAAACUUUUUUAAUUAAAUAAAUUAAUUGUUGUUUGCUUUAACAAUUAUUUGUUAUAAGAAAAGGGUAACGGUAAAGCUAAGAAAUGAAUGCUGAAUUGUUGAGAGAACGUCAAAGAUUUUUAAGUAAAGCAAAAAGUUUACCAGUUGUUGAAAAACGACAAAAAAGAUCAAAACCUGAUGAGAAUCUUAAUAAAACGAAAAAAAAAAUCAAAUCUGAGAAAGCGACCCCUCAAUUUGACUAUAAAACAUCAACUGGAGGCUCACAAUUAAAAUUUAGUAUUUUAUCAAAAAUUGUUAGAUACAUGAGAGAUCGGCAUUUACAAGGAGACAGUCAUGCAUUGAAUAUUGAAGAUAUCCUUGAAGAAACCCAUCAGACUGGGAUAAGUCAAAAAAUAACUCAUUGGCUUGAAAAUGAAGCACUUCCAAAUAAUCCAAAGAUUGAUACUGAAGAAGGAAAGUUGUUUAAAUUUAGACCAAAGUAUCCUGCUAAAGACAAAAAAUCUCUUCGCAAACUAAUGGAAAAAUAUGACAGAGAGGGUAUGGGUGGAAUUCUUGAGGAUGAUAUUAAAGAGAGUGUACCGAACUCCGAAAAAGUUUUAAAGAGUUUAGGUGAUCUGAUUAUUUGUGUUAAAAGGCCUCAUGACAAACAGAAAGUCCUAUUUUACAAUGACAAAUCAGUUGACUUCAAGCUAGACGAAAAUUUCCAAAAACUCUGGAGAUCUGUACCUUUAGAAGGAAUGGAUGAAAAGAAAAUUGACGAAUUCCUUACUAAACAGGGAAUCCAGGCUAUGAUGGAAAUGGAUGGUCCAAAUCAGAAUUCAGCUUUUAAAAGAAAACAGAAAAAGAAAGGAGGUAACAAAAGGAAAAAAACUAAUUAUAAAUCGCAUAAUGAACACAUGGGAGAUAUUCUAAAAGAUUUCAGUUCAAACAACUAA
Molecule: messenger RNA, 1028 nt
Organism: Dimorphilus gyrociliatus
Lineage: Eukaryota; Metazoa; Annelida; Polychaeta; Dinophilidae
Source: the annotation of a GenBank genome assembly